Messenger RNA from Acanthamoeba castellanii str. Neff, 669 nucleotides. RefSeq lists its product as uncharacterized. The record is from RefSeq and is a predicted model, not a curated record. The transcript is spliced from 6 exons. Bases 1 to 669 code for a protein of 222 amino acids. NCBI's taxonomy places the organism in Eukaryota, Discosea, Longamoebia, Acanthamoebidae.
AUGACCGACAAGAAGAGCACGAGGGAGAACCACGACAAGGGAACCCGACACAAGAUGGCCUACAAGGAGCACUUCGACAAGCUCAAGAAGGAGAAGAUCGAGCUCGCCAAGGCCGAUGACGAAGUCCUCGCCGAGCUCCAAAAGAUUGAGAGGGCGGCCAACCAGCAGUACGCCGAGGAUGUGACCAAGGGCUACGCGGCCCAAACACAGAGCGAUCCAGCGCAGAGGCAGCAGUACUUCUUCUAUGGCAGCGGAGAGGUGGCGACGACGACCGAGGAGGAAGACGAGGUCCUGGCGGCGGCGCAAGGGAACCACGAGCUGCUGGAGAUCAUCGCCAAGAAGAAGGAGGAGAAGCGGAAGCGGGAGGAAGAGGAGGAGCGAAAGAGGGUCGAAGACGAGCGGCUGUUCGAGGAGAAGAAGAAGCGGGCCGGCCCCUACGGCAUGUGGACCACCGUCGACAAAAGCGAAAUCGAGGCGAGGGAGGAAGAGCAGAGGUCGUACAAGAGGCAGAAGAUGCGCGAGAUCGAGCAGGACAGCGGCUGCCCCGCCGCCACCGCCUCCAGCCGCGUAGCGGUUGACGUUGAGCAGACGGCGACGGUCGGCCUCGGCCUCGGCUUCGGCCUCCUCGCGUCGCUUCCUGGUCGCCGCGGCAUCUUGCGCAGUCUGUGA